CUCGCAGCUCUGUCUCUAAUUUUCACCACUUGCAGAGUUGCACUCCGCUCAGAGAUGCGGUGGAUGCUGUUUCCACGUUGGAUCUGGUUCCUGGCGUGCGCGUCUGCGCGGAUGGAACUCAGCGUCGCAGUUCUGACCCGUUUCACCUAUUCGCACGCGGGCAUCUGCCCCAAUGAGAUGAACCCCAACCUAUGGGUGGAUGCCAUGAGCACCUGCACACGGGAAUGUGAAUCUGAUCAGGAGUGUGAGUCCUUUGAAAAGUGUUGCCAAAAUGUCUGUGGGAAACACAGUUGUGUUGCUGCCCGUUAUGUAGAUGGGAAGAAGGGCCCUGUAGGAAAGCCCAACGAAGCAUCCUGUGCCAGCUUUAUGUGCACCCAGCAGGGCUCUGAGUGUGUCAUUUGGGACGGCUACCCCAUGUGUAAAUGUCAGGACCGCUGUGAGAAGGAGCCAAACUUCACUUGUGCCUCAGAUGGCAUGACUUACUUCAACAAGUGUUUCAUGGAUGCAGAGGCAUGCUCUAAGGGCAUCACCCUCUCAGUUGUCACAUGUCGCUUCUAUGUCACCUGGCCCAACACGAGCCCCUUUUUUCCCCAGGUGACUACGCUUCGACCUACAAAUGCUCCCCUUCAGGCCACCAUCCCACCUCAAAUGAAGCCUGAGCCACCUGUGUUGGUCAGCAGUCCUAUUCACAAGACUGUAAAUGUGGGUGAAACAGCUAGCUUCCUGUGUGCUGUCACCGGUCAUCCCCGGCCUGAGAUCACUUGGGAGAAGAGGCUGCCCUUGGGAGUAGUGAGGGUGGUCUUGAGGCCCAAUAAUGUGUGGGGGAACAUGGUGGUCACAAACAUUGGUCAGCUGGUCAUCUAUAAUGCCCGGCUGCAAGAUUCAGGCCUCUAUACUUGCAUGGCUCAGAACCCAUCUGGUUCAGUCCAGGCCCACCACCCGCUCUCUGUACUGUCAACAGAUGUAUUCAGCACCCCAGAGCCCGAAAACCUCACCCGCUGCCUCCCUGAAGAAUGUAAAAAACCCUUUGAUAGCCCAGAGAAUUGUGGAACUGAGCAGGGGAGAGUCAACUGGUACUAUGAGUCCAAAUCCAACAAUUGCUUUCCGUUCACACACUGCCACAGCAACAACGACCAGCUACCCAGAAAGGUUUUUGACACAUACGAGGAUUGCAUGCAAUGCUGUGGUCCGGAGCUGUCCAGCCCUUGUCAACUGCCUGUCCUGCAAGGAAGCUGUAAGUCAUAUGAGCCUCGGUGGGCAUACAGCAGCACCAUGCGUGAGUGUCAGUCUUUCAUCUACGGAGGCUGCGAGGGAAAUGACAACAACUUUGAGUCAAAGGAGGUCUGCGAGAAGAUGUGCCCCUUCCCAAAAAACCACCACUGCAAAGCUUGCCAGCCGAGAGGCAAGAUGGUAACAAGCUUCUGUAGGAGCGACUUUGUAGUCUUGGGUAGCAUGACAGACAUUACGCAAGAGAAAGGCUCAGGCCACGCUCUUGUGACUGUGGAGGAGAUCUUUAAAGACGAAAAGAUGGGUUUACACUUCUUCGGCAAAGAACCUCUUGAAGUCACUUUCCUCAACAUGGACUGGAACUGCCCAUGCCCAAACAUAACGGGCAUGACUUCAGAAGGUCAGGUUAUCAUUAUGGGCGAAGUCAGUGAAGGCAUGGCUGUCCUUCAACCUGAGAGCUAUGUGGGCGCUUCCAGUCCUCGUCGUAUACGGAAACUGAAAGAGAUCAUCUCUAAGAACACCUGUGAUAUUCUCAAAGCAAUCACAGAUAGCCCUUAGUAGUAAUCAGCUUCUCACUGUACAUCGCUUAGACUUGACAAUACUGUGACAAAUUGUUGUGAGCUUAACCUCACAGAGGCACUGUUUGAAAGGUUUGAAUCUUUUAUCCUUUUUUUUUAAUUAUUGAUACUUCUUGCAAUUCUUGGCUUGGUUCUUUUUCAGGCUUUAUUUUCAGGAGCUCUUUAUGAAAAACCUGUUAAUCAGGGAUUUUGUACAUUUAACUUUCUGUAUUGCUAAAUGAUGUAGGAUGGAGAUAUCAUGUUUUCUUUCAUGUUUCUAGUGUUAUUGUGCUGUGAAAAAGCCCCUUACAGACUUUUUUUAUUUUUACUUUUAUUUUUGUCAGACUUAAAUGUUUCAGAUGAUCAACAAUUGUUUAUAUCAAAGGUAGCCUGAGCAAAUACAGAAUCCAGUUCAAAAUUAUGCCUUCAUUUAUUAAAUGAAAAAAGCUAACUAAACCAACUUGCUCUAGGUUAAAACUAAUCACCCCCUUUGUUAAAUCAUGAAAGACCCGCGUUUGACCAGAUAUUUUGGAAAGCUGAUUUUAAUUCCACCAGCCCCAGCCAGACCAGGUUAGCCCUAGACCCUUAGAGUCAGCAUUAUUGAACGUUAAUAGAACCUGUCUCACAAUAUGAAAUCGUCAAAUAGAUAUGAAAAAGCAACAACAGGCCCCAGGGAAUCCAGCAAACCUCAAUGAUAUCCACAAAUGGAGAAAACACAGAGCAGUGGAGAACCUUCCCAGGACUUAAAAUAUUCUGUGGACUAAUGAGUAAAAGGUGAAACUUCUUGGAAGAUGUCUGUCCCCUUGCAUCUGACAUAAACCUGAUACAAAUUACCUGGAUGUCCUACUGUAAUGAAAUCACAAAUUCUGCCCUUUACCAGAAAAUCAUGAACAGACAAAACCUGGCCAUCAGUUAAGACCUUAAGCCCUGGCACAGUUGGAUUAUGGAGCAGGACAUUUAUCCAAAGCAUAUCAGGAGGUCCACCUCAGAAUGGCACAAAAAAUAGAAAAUAAAAAGUUUUUUAGUGGCCUAGUCAAAGUAUGUACUUAAAUCUGACUGAGGUUCUGUGGCAUAACCUUGAACAGGCUGUUUAGGCCUGAAAAAUCUCCCCAAUGUGGCUGAAUUAAAAUAUUUCUGCAAAUAAGAGUGAUUCCUUCAAAGCAAUGUAAAAGACUGUUGUUUAUUGGAAAUGUCUUAUUGCUGCAGCUGCAGCGGUUUUAUAGGCUAGAGGCUAAUUACUUUAUCAAUAUAGGACCAGGAUGUCUUUUGGCAUUUAGGCUUUAUUAAAAGAAGUCAGCAUUUUAAAACUGCAUUUUGUAUUCAUCGAAGUUAUCUGUGACUGAUGCUAAAAUUUGGUUGCUGAUAUGAAACAUUUAAGUGUGACAAAAGCAAAAAAACAAAUAGUUGGCAAAUGCUUUUCACAACACCGUAGCUUAUCUUUGUUGCUGUUCAUCCCCUCUCCUGUAUCCAGCAGAAACUAAGCCCUUUGGCUAUAUUGUUCAGAACAGAUCUUUUUUAUAUCCAUGUAAUUUAAAAGCCUUGUAUGUGUGAAGUCUAUUACAACUCUACUUCCUAAUAAGAACUUUGUGUAUACACCUUGUAUUAAACAAAAGCACCUAUUAAACAUAUUAUAAGCAUUGAUUUAUCUGAUUGAAAAUAAUUAGUUGUGAUAUAGUUUUUUGGUAGAAUUUUUUCUUACAACUAGUUUUGUUCUUUUUGUUGGCUUUCUUUUUGU
Molecule: messenger RNA, 3519 nt
Organism: Girardinichthys multiradiatus
Lineage: Eukaryota; Metazoa; Chordata; Actinopteri; Cyprinodontiformes; Goodeidae
Gene: wfikkn2b
Product: WAP, follistatin/kazal, immunoglobulin, kunitz and netrin domain containing 2b
Exons: 2
Coding region: 55-1785 (576 amino acids)
Cellular component (GO): extracellular region
Molecular function (GO): serine-type endopeptidase inhibitor activity; protein binding
Source: RefSeq, a predicted model, not a curated record